Anneissia japonica is the source of this 1095-nucleotide messenger RNA. Its product is annotated as signal peptidase complex subunit 3-like. Gene Ontology annotation, cellular component: signal peptidase complex; membrane. The coding region runs from base 39 to 482 and encodes 147 amino acids. The transcript has 4 exons. Gene Ontology annotation, biological process: protein targeting to ER. NCBI's taxonomy places the organism in Eukaryota, Metazoa, Echinodermata, Crinoidea, Comatulida, Comatulidae. The record is from RefSeq and is a predicted model, not a curated record.
AGGUUUAGAUCACCGCUAGAUCAUACCGGCUGGGCAAAAUGAAUACGGUUUUAUCACGUUUAAAUACGAUAUUUGCCUUUACAUUAAGUGUGAUGGCAGCUCUUACCUUUGGUUGCUUCUUAACUACUGCAUUUAAUGAUAAUUUAGCGCCAGUGCAUAUAGAUACAUUUAAACACUCUGUGAAACAACAAUGGCAGAGUAUUCCAGAUUUAAAGUGGUUCAUGAAUAUAAGAAAUGUUUUGAACCAAGUAGUUUUGUGGGACAAGAUAAUUUUGCGAGGAAACAAUGCAUUGCUUGACUACAGAAGUAUAAAAAUGAAGUAUCCAUUUUUUGAUGAUGGCAAUGGACUGAAGGGUCAUGAUAACAUCACGCUCUCUCUCUCAUGGAAUGUCAUUCCAAAUGCUGGCAUGCUUCCGCGUAUCUAUGGUGAUGGACAGACUUCAUUUUCUCUACCUAUUGAAUAUUCAAAUCGACAGAUGUAAAAAAGUUCAAGGGAUUAUUUAUACAACAGCUAUAUUAUUUUGCACAUUUUCAGUUGCCUAGUUUGUUUUUGAUUACACGUUAAACACUUGCAUAUCAAAGCGUGGACAACAAUAGAUGAAGGCCUAUUUAACUAUAAUUGUGUUCCGAUUGAAUGUUGCACUUAAUUCAGGUGUAUUUUAAAAUUUAUAAGGGAGCUUUUAAUUUGUUCGACGACGCAACACUAGAACGGAAUCACUCAUGUGUAACCAUCCUAACCUGCAUCAAAAGAGCUUAUUGAAGGGCUUAAGCCCUGUUGGCCAUUACCAGUUGGAAUAAAGCAUUUUUUCUUUAAAUUUUUAUUUUUUAAGUUCCCACAAACGGCUGUGUAAAAGAAUGCAUAUGCAUCUGUAGGAUAAACACGUAACCCAGGCCAUAUUAAGUUUGAUUGACAUUCCCGAAAGAUCGGGAGUUCAUCUGGAAUUGAUAUGCAAAAUAAAAAAGAAGCUUUUAGUGAUUAUUGUACUCCAAUUUUGUUCAUUUCUACUAGCAUUCCAGUGGAAUUGUAGGAUGUGAAUACAAUAAUAAAUGUGCUUGUUGCAACUCAUGACUAUUAAGUAAACAAGCACAAAUGAA